Phaeoacremonium minimum UCRPA7 is the source of this 837-nucleotide messenger RNA. Its product is annotated as putative bar domain-containing protein. NCBI's taxonomy places the organism in Eukaryota, Fungi, Ascomycota, Sordariomycetes, Togniniales, Togniniaceae. Gene Ontology annotation, molecular function: protein binding. The record is from RefSeq and is a predicted model, not a curated record. The transcript has 5 exons. Gene Ontology annotation, cellular component: cytoplasm. The coding region runs from base 1 to 837 and encodes 278 amino acids.
AUGAAUAUCACAAAGAAGAUCGAUCGCGCCUUCCAAUGGGCCGGCGAGAAGAUGGGUGCCGAGGCAAAGACUAGCAUGUCGGACGACUUCAAAAUGCUCGAGACCGAGAUGGCCCUCCGCUACGACGGAGCGGAUCGCCUACAGAAGUCCAUGAAUGCCUACGUCAAGUGGCUUUCUCGCCGGGGUGAGACAUUCGAAGACAAGGAGAAGGGGCUGCCGGCAGCCUACCUGGGCCGCACCAUGAUUAGCCACGGCGAGGACUUUGAGAACGACUCUGAGUUUGGGAAUUGCCUGAUUGCUAUGGGACGAGCGAAUGAACGAGUAGCCACCUUCCAGGAGCACUUUGCGAAUGAUGCGACUACGUACUGGCUAGAGUCACUCGAGAGAUCGCUUGCUAUGAUGAAGGAGUAUCAGUCGGCCCGCAAGAAGCUCGAGAACCGCCGUCUUGCAUACGACGCAUCCAUCACCAAGCUACAAAAGGCGAAGCGCGAAGACUUUCGCAUUGAGGAGGAGCUACGCACAGCCAAGGCCAAAUAUGAGGAGAGCAGCGAGGACGUGUUGCGACGGAUGCAGGACAUCAAGGACGCAGAGGUCGAUAGUGUGCGGGACCUCACCCACUUCCUCGAUGCCGAGCUCGAGUAUCAUGAACGCUGCGCCGAGGAGUUGAAGAGGCGGCAGCCCGGACUGGGCAGAGAGAAGUGCGAGCCCGGCUACGAGCUAUGGCAGCCUGAGCAGGACGACGAGCAGCCUGACGAUAGGUGGGACCAGGAAAGCGCCUCCACCUCCACCGCCCAGCCGCUCGAAGAAACCCCCUCCGCCGGUUCCUGCGAGACGUGA